Radiomyces spectabilis is the source of this 507-nucleotide messenger RNA. RefSeq names its product HPP family-domain-containing protein. The record is from RefSeq and is a predicted model, not a curated record. The annotation marks the transcript as partial. Lineage: Eukaryota; Fungi; Mucoromycota; Mucoromycetes; Mucorales; Radiomycetaceae. The transcript is spliced from 2 exons.
GUGUUUGCAUGUGGUGCCCAGUUCCAGAUCCAUAAAACGCCCGUCAUUAUUGGCAGUUUUGGUGCAUCGGCGGUGCUGUUGUAUGGUGCGAUUGAUUCACCUUUGGGGCAACCGCGCAACGCCUUUUUUGGGCAUUUUUUCGGUGCCUUGGUGGGCGUGAUUAUCUCUCAAUUGUUUACCCAAGUACCCAAAGAUUGGGUAUCUGAGGGUCAAGAGCAUGCUGUUAUGUGGGUUGCCGGAGCCACAGCGAUGGCAUUGACGUUGGUUGUUAUGCAAGUCACUAAGACGGUGCAUCCGCCUGGGGGAGCCACAGCCCUGAUUGCGGUGGUACAAGAUACGGCGGUGGCCAUGAAAUGGUACUACAUUGGCAUUGUGGUGUUAUCCAUCUCAUUGCAGAUCUGUAUUGCUACUCUUAUCAAUAAUAUCGAUCGUCGUUACCCUAUCUAUUGGUGGUCACCCAAGAAAUUUCCAAUGACGUUCGAUCCCACUACUGCUUCCACAGUGAUA